Molecule: messenger RNA, 3855 nt
Organism: Hyla sarda
Lineage: Eukaryota; Metazoa; Chordata; Amphibia; Anura; Hylidae
Product: C-X-C chemokine receptor type 3-like
Exons: 2
Coding region: 1837-2925 (362 amino acids)
Biological process (GO): G protein-coupled receptor signaling pathway; inflammatory response; chemotaxis
Cellular component (GO): membrane
Molecular function (GO): C-X-C chemokine receptor activity
Source: RefSeq, a predicted model, not a curated record
AACAGAUAUACCAGGCAGAAUAUAGUGUACUAAUAAACAGUUCAGAAAUUAGGAUAAAGAUUAACAGCAGAUAUGAUAAGUAUACAGCAGACAAAACCUGGAGAUGCAGGGGAUGAACAGGUUAACUGAAUGUCAGAACACAAAACGGGUCAUGAAAAUUACUCUUCCCAUCCCAGGGAGAAUUAACAAAGAAACUGUUCAGACAUAAACAAUGUCUGAACUGAACCCAAAGCUAAAUACAGAUAAACGGACAUUACAACAUGCAGUACACACCACUAGAACACUUAGCACAUGCAGUACACACCACCAACACACUGGACAAAUGGUUUACACACCACUAACACACUUAACAAAUGCUUUACACACCACUAAGACUAUUAACACAUGCUUUACACACCACUAACACACUGAACAUCUGCUUUACACAUCACUAAGACACUGAACAUUGGCAUUACACACCACUAAAUCACUAAAUGCUUUACACACCACUAAGAAUGUUAACACAUGCUUUACACACCACUAACAUGUUGAACACAUGCUUUACAUGUCACUAAUAGUGUUGAGCGCGAAUAUUCGAAAUUUGAAUUAUUAGCACUUGGCAAUUUUGUGAAUAUAGUGAUAUAUAUUAGUAAUGACAAAUAUAUUUUUCAUGCAAAUAUUUAUGCAAAUAUUUAUGCGACUGGACACUGAUUCCCCCCCCCCCCCCCUUCUUAUUUUAGCUGAGAUAUAACUGUGCUUGCGCACUAUGCGAAUUUCAUUAUGAAUUUUCGCAUGAGAGAAAAAAGAGAACGAACAUAGCGAAUAUGUGAAUUUUGCGAACAUAGGUCUAAUAAUUCGUCCUUAUAUUCGCGAAAUAUUGUUAUUUCGAAUAUGGCCCCUGCCUCUCAUCACUAAUUACUAACACACUUAACACAUGCUUUACACACCACUAACACACUGAACACAUGCUUUACACACCACUAACACAAUGAACACAGGAUUUACACACCACUAACACACUGAACACAGGAUUUACACACCACUAACACACUGAACACAGGCUUUACACACCACUAACACACUGAACACAGGAUUUACACACCACUAACACACUUAACACAUGCUUUACACACCACUAACACACUGAACACAUGCUUUACACACCACUAACACACUUAACACAUGCUUUACACACCACCAAAACACUUAACACAGGCUUUAUACACCACCAAAACACUUAACACAGGCUUUACACACCACCAACACACUUAACACAGGCUUUACACACCACUAACACACUGAACACAGGCUUUACACACCACUAACACACUGAACACAGGAUUUACACACCACUAACACACUGAACACAGGCUUUACACACCACUAACACACUUAACACAUGCUUUACACACCACUAACACACUGAACACAGGCUUUACACACCACUAACACACUGAACACAUGCUUUACACACCACUAACACACUGAACACAUGCUUUACACACCACUAACACACUUAACACAUGCUUUACACACCACUAACACACUUAACACAGGCUUUACACACCACUAACACACUGAACACAGGCUUUACACACCACCAACACACUUAACACAGGCUUUACACACCACCAACACACUUAACACAGGCUUUACAUACCACAAACACAUUGGACGUAAGCUUAUAGUAAGUCCAUGGUGUUCUAUGCUUAUAGGCACGCUCAGUAGGCACGUGCUCACAUCCUACUUCCCCACCUCCUGUCUUAUAUCUUAUUGGUAUUUCUGACUAUUUGUUACAUUCCACAAAACCAUGGUGCAUUGAGCUGACUAAAAGUGAAACAAGAGCUUCUGCUUAAUAUGUCCAUAAGCAUUGACUUGAAUAUGGAGGACCUUGAAAACAUGACAUUUCCUUACGAGCCCUAUUCAGACAGUGAAGACUAUAGUGCAUGUUUCUACAAGGAGAACAGGAUUUUUGACCAAAUUUUUUUGCCAACCUUCUAUAGCAUUUUGUUUGCAGCCGGAAUACUGGGCAAUGGGCUGGUCAUAUUGGUGAUGUUGACCAAUAAGCAGAAGAUGCAGAGCACGGAUGUGUUCAUUGUUCACCUGGCCCUGGCGGAUAUGCUGCUGGUUUCCACUUUACCAUUUUGGGCAGCACAAGUAACCAUGGGCUGGAUAUUCGGAGAUGCUCUAUGUAAGUUAAUUGCAUCGCUUUUCAAGAUCAACUUCUAUGCGGGCACUUUCCUCCUUGCCUGUAUCAGCAUUGACCGCUAUCUCUCUAUUGUAUACGCCGUCCAGAUCUACAAGAAACACAAUAAGAAUCGCGUUCACUGGAGUUGUUUUGUCGUAUGGACUUUGUGUAUUAUAAUGUGUAUUCCUGAUGCUAUGUAUUAUACAGCCUCAUUUGAUUCUCAUGUCAACAUGUCUACGUGUGAGCCAUUCUACCCCGAGAACCAGUCUAAGUCCUGGAAAAUGACAACGACUUUAUCGUUCCAAAUUUUUGUCUUCUUGCUGCCGCUUUUCGGCAUGCUAUUUUGCUACUCACAUAUUAUAAUAACUCUGCUAAGAUCUCAGGGGUUUAAGAAGCAGAGAGCGAUGAGGCUUAUCAUAGCAGUUGUGGUGACUUUCUUCUUGUGUUGGACUCCAUACAAUAUUGUGGCUUUCUUAGAUAUGUUAACCUUGGUGGAAAUAAAUAAUGACUGCAAUUUCACAAGCAACAUUGACUUUGCGCUAACCGUCACCUCCUGCAUAUGUUACUUGCAUUGCUGCCUGAACCCAAUCCUCUAUGCUUUUUUUGGAGCAAAAUUUAAGAGUAACUUGUACGAGCUCAUGAGUAAAUCAAGACUAUGUCCUCGCUUUAUUGCCACGCACGUCAAGAGAAGGCAAACGUCAUCGAAAUCUUUCAACUGGUCUUCAUCUGGAGAUACAACCAUGUCUGGGAUUUACUAAGGAUUGGAUUUAUGGUUCACUCCAAAGUCUUUUUGAGAAUAUCAAAAGACAAAAGAAAAACAGCAAAAAAGACUAUAUAGAACCAAAAAAGGUCAACUAGCCAUCUGUCUGUACUGGGCUCAACGUCAAUACAACUUCAACACUCAGACUUUCUUGGCGACUAAUAUCGACAUCUAAGAACAUUAGGUUACAGUGUUUUGUGCAUGCAACCACUUCAGUAUGUCUUGGGCAGAAAAGAAAGCACUCAUGAUGCUUAGGUGAAUGGAUAGUUAUAUCAGAAGUAACAUAGAUUAUCAGUGGCACAAAGAGAAGAUAGGGGAACCAUAGCAAAAAUUAAGAUACAAAAAUUAAGAUAUUAAUAUACGGUGCCUGUUUUGCAAUCCAGUACUGAAAAACAUUGAGUUUGUUUCCCCUUUAACCCCCUUUCCAUGACCCUUGAUGGAAUGGCCCACAAUUUUGUGUGGGGGAGUCCUGUACAAGUCCAUGCCACAAAGUAGCACAGGGUAUGGGGCCAACCAGCGCUGGACAUCAUCUGCCCAAUGGUCCUAUAGCAACCAUGUGGUUUGUAUACAAUGUAGUAUUACAGACACCCAAAGGCCAUCCAGGUCAAUUUUGAAUAUAUGGUAUUGAUAUAUUUGUUAAUUGACAGAUCUUCUAAGGUACUGAUUCUUUUUGAGGAGAUCCAGACAGAAGUUUUAAGGGCUAUUCCCCCAGGGAAAAAAUAUAUAAAACGACUCUCCUCCAGAAGGGAAACUGUCUCUAUAGUGCCAUAUGCAGGUGGCUAUUCUGUCAAUAGAUGCCUGAUCCUUCAUAGAAUCUUAAUCACAUUACUCAUAGCCUACGUCAUGUUUUAAAGGGGCUCACCAGUGGAAAAUAUUUUUUUUUUCCAAAUCAACUGGUGCCAAAAAGUUGUACAGAUUUGUAAACAAC